Messenger RNA from Penicillium pulvis, 564 nucleotides. RefSeq lists its product as uncharacterized. The record is from RefSeq and is a predicted model, not a curated record. The transcript has 2 exons. Lineage: Eukaryota; Fungi; Ascomycota; Eurotiomycetes; Eurotiales; Aspergillaceae. The coding region runs from base 1 to 564 and encodes 187 amino acids.
AUGAUUGCCAAGCGCUCUCUACUCAACAAGCGCAGAAGAAAUUACGUUGACAAGUUUAAGGUCACCUCCAACUUGCGUGCUUCCCCCCUUCGCAUCACCAAAAAAAAAUCCAAGCAAUUCGAUUUUCCUCUGAUCUUGGACUACCUUUAUGAUGACAAUUCUGUCCAUUCACCGAGUCUCUCGUCUGCACAGUCUCUCUACGAAAGCAUAGCCUGGAAUUUCAUACCAACGGAUCCACGUGUGCUGGCCGAUUUCGGUUUCGAUAAACUCGCCACACGCAGCGAGAAAGGUCAUCUUGUGAGACUCUAUCAGGACCUACGGUUGUUUAGAGUCUCGGCCGAUGAACUCCAUCUAUGGCAGGUAGAGGGUACCUUGGUUGCCAAUAUCAAGCAAGCAUACUACCAGAUGCCUGAUAGUCACCGAGGAGUGUCCUUUUCGUGGUUUUUGAAGCAUACUUGGGUUCUGGAGACGUCACCGUCAUCGGAGGAGCUGGUGUGUCAUGCUUUCUUUCGUUGCAAGGGUCUAGAUUCAACACCUAUCUACAGCACAGAGACCAGCAUGUAA